This is a messenger RNA of Bacillus rossius redtenbacheri, 4974 nucleotides long. RefSeq lists its product as uncharacterized. The record is from RefSeq and is a predicted model, not a curated record. Lineage: Eukaryota; Metazoa; Arthropoda; Insecta; Phasmatodea; Bacillidae. Bases 1 to 4098 code for a protein of 1365 amino acids. The transcript has 22 exons. Gene Ontology annotation, molecular function: protein binding.
AUGCAGUCGUACUCCCACCGGCCUGCGAGGAGUGGAGGGGGGAAGUGGGCGUGGCGGGAGACGGGAGGAACGCCGUGCGAGAAGGAGACGACGCUAACACGAAGGAGGAGACUGUUGGAGAGGGAGGACGACUGGCUGCGAAGGGCUUCUCCAGCCACGGCCCUGCAGUUAUUUGCCCCCGGAUUCGAGGCCGGCGGCGCAUCACUGCAACUAACCCGAGUCCUGGGGGAUGAUCCCGACGGGCGACGGCCCGCGGACAGCUCGUGCGCCGACCAGGCGGGCCCGCCCUUGGCAGCGCAACAGUUCACCAACACCAUCGGAUCACGCGGUUCCGGGGGAGGGGGGUUGGGGGGAGUGCCCGCCGGUGUCAGGCGGGUCGCCGGGCGCCGCACGCACCGAGCGGAGGUGGCGUGCGACGCCCGCCGCCGGCACCGCGACGCGCGAACCACGGGGGGGCGUGCGGCCGCCGCUCACGCCUCCAGGCACGAACUGGCUACACCGUACGUAGACCCUUACGAUGAAACAUACAACAGUAAUGGACUCAUAAAGACCGGCGAGCGCGGGUACCUGGAGGGGCUCGCCUCGCGCUACGCCGACCAGUUCAACACGCACUACGGCGACGUGCUCGACCACCUGGACGACCUGCGGCGCCGCGAGUGGGACGAGCUGUCGCCGAGGAUACGCGUGCUGGGCGGCGGCGGCGGCGGCGGCGGCGGCGGAGGAGGAGGAGCCGCCACCCCCGAGACCCCCGUCGAGCCGCCGCCCGCCGCCCACACCAUCGUGGGCCAGCACACUCCGCAGAGCCACCACGGGCUGACCACGUCGCACUCGCAGCCGAUCUACGUGCCGGGCAAGUACUCGCCGUCCAGCUGCCUCAGCGACAAGGAGGAGGACGAGAUCUACGGCUUCGGCUACGGGGUCUUCGGCAAGCACAUGCUGCAGCGCCAGCAGCAGCACAAGAUGAUCGUGGCGCCGCACGUCGGCUACCAGAGUUGCUUAAGUCCAAGGUCUGCGUAUUUCUACGAGUUCCCUCCAACCGACCAGGGCGGCCACCAGUCGGGCAAGAAGAAGACCAGCUUCUCGCGGUUCCUGCGCGGCCUGAAGACGGCGCACCGCAAGGAGAAGCACGGCGCCAGCUCGCCGCGUCACGGCCGCGCCCGGGCGCACCCUGCCGCGAGGAUGGGGACGAUGGAGAGCGUGGGAGACGGCAUGCUGCCGUCCAUCGUCGACCCCAGGGACUACGAGCGGCUGAGGUUCAUGCAGAUGAACGGCGGCACCGGCAACAGCUUCGAGGAGACCAUACACAGGCUAAAAGUUCAAGAAGUGCUCAAGAAGAGGGAGAGGUUCCACAAGGAACACGAGGAGAUCCUGCGAGACAUCCGGCAGGGCUUGCUGCAGAUCGGGCGGGAGAGCGGGAGGACCGGACUGACGUCAGACGACACGUACAUGUACGACGACGACGCGCGCUGCGCCGGCAUGGGCCAGCACUGGUACGACGAGCCGCCCUACGAGAGCGACCCUGAGGACUUCCUGAUGGGGUCCGGCGGCCAGCCCGUGCCCACCGCCACCAUACAGAACGGCCGGGUGUGCUUCACGCUGAACCUGAGGCCGGAGCCGCGCGGCGAGGGGGUGAUCUCGCUGCGCUCGGCGGGCGACAUCUCGCUGCCCCGCGAGUGCGGCGCGCCGGGCCCGCAGCGCGCCUGGCUCGCCCCUCGCCGCGGGCUGCUGCUGCCGCAGUCGGGGCCCUACCCGGCCACCAUCAUCCCGCUGGGCGAGAGCGGCGACUACGCCGGCUCCGACGUGCAGAGCGUGGGUUCAAGACUGUCCACCAUGUCCAUAGACACAAGCCGGUCAGAGCAGAUGGAAGGUGCUUCGACCUUGCCGUCUCCAUCGUACGUGUACCCAUCGGUCGGCCGCAAGACGCACCAUCCGUCCCACAAGAUGGUUGGCUACACGGUUGGGACUUCUGAGAGGCCAGUUAAGAGGUCUUCCUCAUCCGAUCCACACUGGAAACUGGUUGUUCAGCCACUCUCUAAUGGUGGUCCGAUAAUGUCCUGGAGCCCCAUCUUGUUGAAGAACAACGGUCUUGAGGAGACCAACUCGAUCGAGUCCCAGCGUCGGCCAGAGAAACAGCGUGUCAAGAGCCAUAGCAGCACGAGUCCAAGCUCUGACUAUGAAGACCAGGAAGAAGGGGAACAUCACUCUCAGCAGUUGGCUACCGUGCAUGCUAGUGAUGAUGGCGUGAAGGUCACAGCAGAAGUCGCAACAGCACCCGGUCGCAUCAGAGGCCUACAGAAGAAGGCAGCUCGGACCAAGACGUCCGGGGACACCAAUGUUGAGCGGAAGGGGGACUCUGCCUUCCCGUCUGCCAGCUCCCUUGAGAGCUUGCCCAGUGGCUCUGGAUCCAGUACCCAGGCCCUGGUGCCGGCGGACAGCAACCACAGCUCGCUGUCGGCCGAGGAUCGAGACUCGAGCCCCCUGACCCCGCAAGGGGCCGUCGUGCCGGGGGGCGUCAUCGGCAAGGCGAGGGCGCUCGUCGACUACAUACCCAGCCCUUACGACAAGGACGCCCUCAGGUUCAAGAAAGGGGAGGUGAUAGACAUCCUCGCGAUGAACCCUAGCGGGCUGUGGAAGGGGUCUCUGCACGGCCGCGUCGGCACCUUCAAGUUCAUCAACGUCGAGGUGGUGGGGACCCGGAGGAGCGGUCGCGACCGGCUGCGGGAGAAGUUCUCCGCCCGAGGCAGGCCCCAGUCUGUCGAGGAGCUUCUCCAGAGAAUAAACCUGGAGGAGCACAUCUCCGUGUUUGUGCUGAACGGCUACGAGGACCUGGAGCUGUUCAAGGACCUGGAGGAGGAGGACCUCGACUACCUCGGGAUCGCGAACCCGGAGCACCGGGCCAAGAUCCUCACGGCCGUCGACCUGCUCCACGACUAUGACUCGCCUGACAGUCCUGAGAACACAGACGGUGAGAGCCCGGCUACAAGCAGUGACGAAGCUGGGACCCCUGACAGGAAGCUGGCGGGGGGAAGUCCGGCCCAGCCAGUCCUCCAGCGUGACGGCAAGCAGCUGCCCUUGCGACUCAUCCACUUCCCUCGGGAGUUGGAGCUGUCUGCAAGGGAGCGCCUGCAACCGCACCAGCGCCACAGACGACUGCUGAUGCAGGGUACCGUCCCCCACCAACACCACCACCACCACCACCACCACACCAAGCGGUCGUCGCCGACGGGGAGCUGCGACGGCCCGCGGAGGGAGACGCCCAACAACCUGGGCUGCGACGUGGCCGCUCUGCAGCAGCGCUUGCCCGCCGACGACUCGGGACGCUCCCCGGACCCCGGGGCCAACCCGCAGGCGGGCAGGACCGCUCAGCAGCGACUAGAAUCCCCGCAUGAGCAGCAACACUUCCACCCCAACAUCCCUGCAAGAUCCUCCCCCGUCCCCCACCCCGCGUCUCCCUCGGCAGAAACCCGCGCUUCUUCAUCCCCUUUGAGAACUCCUGUCGAUUUCAAGUCUGAUUCCUACGUAGUGGCGCGAGGGAAGCUGGUGGCGAUAGAGUCGUGCAGGAAGAACGUCGGUCCCCCUGGCUCGCCGGUGGGUAGUUUAAGGUGCGGCCGGCUGCAGCAGCAAGUCUCGCUGGAAUCCCCCGGCAGCCGGCGGUCCCCGUCGAGUGGUUUCGCGAGUCUCCCACCAAACGCGGAGGCGGAGAGGUCCGCCGGGUCCCCCGUCGUAGAGGAUUCGUGCGAGACCAAUCCGAAGCUCACGAUGGUGAAGUUCGUGGUGGGCGGGAGCACGGACUUGGGACUCGGCUGCGAGAGCGGAAACGUGGGGGUGGUGGGCGGCAAGGGGGGCUGCUUCAGCGAGAAGUCGAGCGACUCGGGCGUCAGCUCCAGCAGCCUCUCGUCGGCCAACCCGCGGGAGAACAGCAUCAGGAAGGAGGGUCGAGGCGGCUACGUCGCUUCCGCGGUGUCCGCCAUGGAGAGUCCCACGAGGGGUUUCCAGGGCUUCGGCCCAAUCGUCAACAGUCGAGCUUCUGCCGCCGUCGCGACCGGGAAACCCCAGGGCCACAAGUUCCAGAGCUCAGAAAAAAACUCAUACCAAUGAGUAUCGGUGGGUGAAGGAAACUGAUGCUUUCAGCGACUCAUAUCAAAACUUAGUCAAUAACAUUACUUAACAAACAAUAUUUCCUAAUCUUGUAACCUGUUGCAUUUCUUUCAAUUCUCCGUACAAUGUGUAUAGUUUUUUGUUUGGGUUUGAAAGAGUGCCAUUCCUCUUGUGUGUUACGGUUUUCUUCCAAAUUUAUGAAAAAUUUAAUGUGUACCAUAUUGUCGUGUUAAUAAAACCCUUGUAAAAAAUUUAGAGUUUAAGAAUAAAAAGCUGUGUUUUAUCAUGUGGCAUGUGGUGACAACUCGCACGUGUUAUAUGCCCAUAUCUGUAGUAUGCAGGUGCCAACAUUUGGUUUUACGUUAUCCACACUCAAAGUUUGCAAGAUUUGAAGUGUUCCUGCUUCCAUUAAUUUUUUUUCAUUUAAAGUAUAAUUUUAAAUUUCAUAAGUGGUUGCAUAUUUUUAUAAGCCACUGGUGCUAGAAAAAAACUGUUUUAUCGUAUAAUUGGUAUUUUCAAAUGUAACGAUUUUGUAAAGCUUUAUGGAAAGAGCUCAAGACUGAUGGACUUGUCAUCAUAAGAAUUUUAUACAUUUAAACAAAGGUUAGAAUUUUCAUGAAGAUUUGUUUUUGUCUGAAUUUCAUCUCCCUUAUUGAAAAAAGCCCACUAACACUAUUUAAAGUUAUACCAGAUAUGUGGGGUUUGUGUUUGUAAGCUUAUGUGAUACUUUUGUUUUUGUAAUUUAAUUGCUCUUCAUAUUUUGUUUCAAAAUGAGUCAUAAGCUGAUACCAAAAUGUAAAUAUUGCUAUUUUGCAACUGAAAGAAUGAAAAUACUGUUGAAUUUUUUUAUGUAUAAGUAGUAGUUACUAUCAAAAA